This is a messenger RNA of Heterocephalus glaber (naked mole-rat), 2244 nucleotides long. RefSeq names its product interleukin 6 (gene Il6). The record is from RefSeq and is a predicted model, not a curated record. Gene Ontology annotation, biological process: positive regulation of receptor signaling pathway via JAK-STAT; cell differentiation; immune response. Lineage: Eukaryota; Metazoa; Chordata; Mammalia; Rodentia; Bathyergidae. Gene Ontology annotation, cellular component: extracellular region; interleukin-6 receptor complex. Gene Ontology annotation, molecular function: interleukin-6 receptor binding; cytokine activity.
GGCAGCCUGGUCUGAUGUCUAUAUUUAGGAGGCCAAGGACUCUCUUUCCAGAGAAGUCACCCUAAUAGAAGAAGAGGCGUGUUUGAGCUCCACCCAAUAAAGUAGCCUCGGGCACUGGAGAACAAGGCAUGAUUCAGAGCCUAAAGUCUCUUGUCACCUUUGGAUUCAAAUCCAGUCAUACAGCAAGAGUUUUGAGAAGAUGCCACAAGGUCUUCUCUGAUGGCUUCAUCAAAGAAGUGAGUAGUUUUUCCCCCCAUUCCUACCCUGAACCAAGUGGGCUUCAGCAACUUGAGGACUCCAGGAGGCCCAGCAUCCAUCUGGGCACUUCAAAGUGGCCCAGGAAAGUGGGAUCCCAGGACUGCUGGCAGUAGUGGAGAGACUCUGGCACACUAGGGACAACCCUGUGGCACAGCGAUCAAAGUCCUUACCAGGAGAUCCCCCAGGAGGCCACUAGGGGGAGAGCAGGGUAGCAGUAGACCUCCCCGAAGCGAGUUGAAACAGGUGAGGAGGAAACUGGCAGUGGGGAUUUAAUACCAAAAAGGUGUCAUUUAUGCAUGUGUAGCACACUCCACAUGGAGCCUUCUAAAAUGACUGCAUAGGAUUUGAGGGUAGCCAGGUAAUUCAGCAACAGCUGGUCAUGGCAAGAGCCAGGAAAUAAAGUAAGGUAAUGACUGGUAGUAAUAUCUUCUGUGUGACCUCGGGCUUAACGGUCUGUGGUGUGAUGUGGCAAAACUCAAGGCAAAAUAUCUUAGGUAUUUAAAAAAUACGAAAAAGUUGGAAUACUAAAUCUUAGCAUCUCUGUCUGGAAAUCAAAGUAUUGUUUUUCAAAAAUCACAGCCAGUUUUAGCUUCUGUUUUCCCUCCUCAUAAAACAUUGUACAUGACUUCAGCUUUACUUUCUCAAGACAUGCUAAAGUGCUGAGUCACUAGAAAAAAAAAGAAAGUAAAGGAAGAGGGAUCCUGAUUCUUAGGGCAGCCUCAGUGAUGACCUAAGCCACUUUUUUCCACAGUUGUGAUUCUUUUCGAUGCUAAACAACGUCACAUUUUGCACAAUCUUAAUGAGGUUUCCAAUCAGCCCCACCCACUCUGGCCCCACCCCCACCGUCCAUCAAAGAUUUUAUCAAAUGUGGGAUUUUCCCAUGAGUCUCAAAAUUAGAGUGUCAACUCCCAAUAAAUAUGAGACAGGGGAUGUCUGAAGCUCAUUCUGCUCCUGAGCCCACCAGGAACGAAACAGAGCUAGCUCCAUCUUGCCCUCCAUCUGCCCUCCAGGAACAGCUAUGAAGUUUCUCUCCACAAGCACCUUCCGUCCACUUGCCUUGUGGGGGCUGCUCCUGGUAACAGUUACUGCUGCUCCCACCUCACAAGUUCUGAAAGAUUUCAGGGCUGAUACGACGUCAAGUAAGCCAACAACCUCUAAUUCACAAGCGUUUCGACUGUUUACGCUAGUCCUCCACGAUGUCCAGGAACUGAAAAGUGAGACGUGCAAACAUAAUGUCAAUUGCCUAGAGGAGGAAAAGGCAAUGUUAAACAACCUGAACCUCCCAAAGAUAAAAAUAGAAGAUGGAUGCUUCUACGGUGGAUACAACUGGGAAACAUGCCACUUGAAAAUCAUCACUGGUCUUCUGAAGUUCCAGAUCUACCUGCAGUACAUGCAGAACAAGCUUCAGAGUGACUCUGAAAAUGAAAAAGCUGAAAAAAUAUACACUAGUGUCAAAAGCUUGAGUCUGUUCAUGAAAGCUAAGGUAAGCAAUACAGAACAGACAGUCUUCCCUAGCCCAACUGCGAAUGCCACCCUGCUGGAGGAGCUGGAGUCACAGAAUGAGACUCAGAAGCUUUUGAUAGUUCAAAUCGUUCUGUGCAGCCUUGAAGAAUUCCUGCAGAAUAGUCUGAGGCCUAUUCGGAAAGCAGGUUCAGACUUGGACUUAGAUAUCUAAUAUGAUCAGUUCAUGGGCAUUUCUUCCUAUGGUCAGAAAACAUGUCCUGUCCACUGAGUAUCUUAUCUUGUUCUCUACGAAGAACUGACUGUAUGAGUGUUAGGACACUAUUUUAAUUAUUUUUAAUUUAUUGAUAAUUUAAAUAUGUGAAAUUUGAGUUAAUUUAUAUGUGAUUGAUAUUUAUAAUUUUAUUAAGUGGCACUUGAAAUGUUAUAUGUAAUGUUUUUGAAAUUAUAAUAUAAAAGUCUAAGCAGUUUUGAAUAUCCUGUUUCAGAGCCAGAUCAUUUCUCUGAAUGUAUAAGCUUACCUCA